This is a messenger RNA of Gregarina niphandrodes, 213 nucleotides long. RefSeq lists its product as hypothetical. Bases 1 to 213 code for a protein of 70 amino acids. The transcript has a single exon. The record is from RefSeq and is a predicted model, not a curated record. Lineage: Eukaryota; Apicomplexa; Conoidasida; Eugregarinorida; Gregarinidae.
AUGUCGCGGGAAGAAACGGUCACCAUUGAUUAUUGGAAGGAGCCUGAAUUCAAUGAGGAUGACGUGAAAGGUCCGUUUUUCGAAGAGUCUUCGUUUCAAGUUGUUUUCCCUGAGACCCGAGCUAAAUAUAUCCAGCAGGUAUUUUUCCCUUUCCCUCCCCUCUUCCCUCCCCUCUUCCCGCUCUGGUCGGGUUUCAUGAAGUGUUUCCUUUAA